Epithele typhae is the source of this 966-nucleotide messenger RNA. RefSeq lists its product as uncharacterized. The transcript has 5 exons. NCBI's taxonomy places the organism in Eukaryota, Fungi, Basidiomycota, Agaricomycetes, Polyporales, Epitheliaceae. The coding region runs from base 1 to 966 and encodes 321 amino acids. The record is from RefSeq and is a predicted model, not a curated record.
AUGGCGUCCACCCUUACUCCCAUAUCCUCUUCCCUUGCCGUGAAACGUAUUGACGCCUCGACACAGACCUGCGGCCAGGACCUGCAGGUCACGGAAGCGGUCAUGAAAAUCGCCCUCCAAGACCCCAUCCUCCAGAAGACGGCCGCUCUCCACGUUGUGGAAGAACUGCACAAGAUCAUAUCAGUUGUGGUGUAUGUCUGGGAGGUGGGCGACAGCUAUCCUCAUUUCGCCUUUCAAGACGUCAAGUCUCCCUCAGAGCUACCUCUGCGAGACAUCGAGAUGGUCGACUACUACGUCGAGAAGGAGGAUUGCAUCGUUCUUUAUUGGGGAACGAUAUCCAACUGGGAGGUCAGCACCUUCGAGGUGGGCAAGGUCCCGAUCGACGACGGGACUCGUGCCAUCUUUGUCCGCAUUGGUCGGCCGCGCGGUGUGUGCAAGGGGCUAGGUGAGAAGCUGUAUGCUAUGGACAUUGCCAACGCCAGUCGAAUGCAACAGCCUCUGGCCGACUUCCGGUGGGCCAAGAACCCCUCCAAGGGCGGCCGCGUCCCUGUUUUCAUAUGGCCUAAGGAGGACGGCGAACGCCCCAUCGCGUUCCACCUUCCGUCACUAAAAAACCGGACUUUCGAAUGGGUCCUUAACUGGCUUCGAGAUGAAGGAGGCUACGACGCCCUGCGCGAGGGGUGGAUGGUCUGGAACGCUCGAAGCUCCCGGUGGCAGGUCCACAACGUAACGGACACCAUCCUUUUCGAAAGUGAAAAAACUCUCCUUCUCCGGCACGCUCAAAACAAGUGCGCCCUAUACGCCGGUUUGUUCAUCAUGGAGAUCGAGGACUGCAAAUGCGUGAAAACCGGUCACGGAGACGAGUUCUCCUUGGGCGUGGGCGAUGGCGCCCAUCAAGAGGACGCAUCACGGAAGAGGCAGCGAAACACGAAUCGCGAGAACGCGAAGAGGAUCAAGCUCGAAUGA